AUGGCCAAUAAUCAACUUCCAUUUCACGUUCGUGCAACAGAUGCUGUGCAUAGAUUAACUGUUUUAGGUUUGGUGGGAAUAUGUGUUGUUGGAGGUGGUUCAAUAGCUUUUAAUAUUUGGGCCAAUUCUGAUUAUGCUCCAUGGAAUAAAGAAAAGUUGAAAUUCCAACAAGAACAAUAUCACAAUACUAAGAAAGAUGAAGAAGAAUAA
Messenger RNA from Candida albicans SC5314, 210 nucleotides. RefSeq lists its product as uncharacterized. Lineage: Eukaryota; Fungi; Ascomycota; Pichiomycetes; Serinales; Debaryomycetaceae. The transcript has a single exon. Bases 1 to 210 code for a protein of 69 amino acids. The record is from RefSeq and is a predicted model, not a curated record.